AAGACAAGACCUUGGGUAGUGUGGGUGGGUGUGUGUGUGUCCAUGUGCGAGUUGGUGGUGAUGCCCUCCUGCGGUGGUACUCGAGUGCUGUUUGGAGUUACACCCGCAGCUGCUGCUCGUGUGAGCCUGUGAUGCGAUAUGACGAAAAAAGCCAAUUGCAAUCUUUCUUAUCGCGGCCAUGCGGCUAUCGUCCUGUCUUUUGAUAGGCCAACAGCAUCCGGUAUCGACAAGACCCCAGCCCCAAGCGUAUUUUGCCGGGGAGAUCAGAUGGAAGGCAUGACCACCGGUAUUGAUAUGGUGGUGUUGACGGUGUUUGUCAGCGCAGCCAAUCUCCACGCCAUGGGAAGCAGCCAGCAAGUGAAAGUGGUGGAGGCGAAGAAGCUCCAUGCCGUUUUGGUGAUAGUGAGGAAGAUGAAUGUGGGAUGCACAGGCGGGGGAGUGGGCGGCCGGGGGCGACCGGCAGAUCCCAGCCACAAGUUCCCCCAAGGACCAGGACUCCUAGCGAGGCGGGGGCGGGGUCCACCAAGUGCGCCAGGGGCAUCACCACAAAAGUUGGCUUUACCCUGCGUUUCCACUUGGUGACGACGGUGUUCCCAUGUUGUCCAUUCUUGUUGUCUCGUCAUGGCCGUGAAGGAGAUGCCAAGUUGUUGCUGACUUGCCCGUACUAAUAGCCAUGUUGUUUUUGAGCUUCCGAUCUGCUACUGUGUCAUGUCUUUGCAGCGCUCUCUUUCUGAGGGGGAUGGCUUGUGACUCCGGUUUCGGAACACCCGUGGCGCUUUGUGUCUUGGGAGUGGUCUCGGCUGGAAGCUUGAAAAAGUACGUAUCUUCUGGGCUGAGUGUCGUGUGUCAGGUGUGUGGGGUCGCUGAUUACCGGCCG
Molecule: messenger RNA, 877 nt
Organism: Neurospora tetraspora
Lineage: Eukaryota; Fungi; Ascomycota; Sordariomycetes; Sordariales; Sordariaceae
Exons: 1
Coding region: 139-582 (147 amino acids)
Source: RefSeq, a predicted model, not a curated record